GGAUCCCUUCCCAAGAUUAUCCUUUUUGAAAGCAAUUUUAUAUGUUGGACUCUUUACUCACUUGCUUUCUUUCUGAAGGCUUCCACGUUGGCAGGAGGUUUGCGUCCUUAGGUGAAUGUCCUGGCACUGCGACUGCGAGCGAAGCUGUCGGUCUUGGGAGGGGAUAAAGCUGCGUGUAAAUGAGAAGAGAGGAGUGUACCGGAGUGCUAUGGAGGGCAGCAACUUUGUUGCUGUGACUUUUACAAGCCUUCAAGGAAGUUCCAUGGAGUUGGACUAAAAUAAAGUUUUGGGAUGUCUCUAUUUGGAUUAAAAUUUGGAAAGAAGAAAUUGAAAGAGGAAGAGAGACAACUUCAAGCAAACAACCGGGAUUUUAAUCUGCAGUUUGAAUAUGCUAACAAUUCAAUUAAAACAUCGAAAUACAAUUUCUUCACUUUCCUGCCUCUCAACCUGUUUGAGCAGUUUCAGCGAAUAGCCAAUGCUUACUUCCUUUUCUUGCUGAUUUUGCAGCUGAUACCUCAGAUUUCCUCACUGGCCUGGUUUACAACAGUGGUGCCCCUGGUGCUUGUGCUGGCUGUAUCAGGAGUCAAGGAUGCCAUUGAUGAUUUUAAUCGACACAAAAGCGACAAACACGUCAACAACCGCCCAGUCCAGGUCCUGAUCAAUGGCAUGUUAAAGGAACAAAAAUGGAUGAAUGUCCAAGUGGGGGAUAUAAUAAAACUAGAAAACAACAACUUUGUGACAGCUGAUCUCCUGUUGCUGUCGAGCAGUGAGCCACACAGCCUGACAUACAUCGAGACAGCUGAGCUGGAUGGUGAAACAAACCUGAAGGUGAAGCAGGCACUAACAGUCACUGCAGAGCUUGGAGAAGAUCUUCAGAAGCUGACGGACUUCAAUGUGACACUUCCCAGACAUCACACAGACCUGAGGAAUAACUGUGCACACAGGACAGGAGAAGUCAGAUGUGAGGCACCAAACAACAAACUGGAUAAAUUCACAGGAACUCUUACUCUUCGGGGAGAGAAAUAUGCCCUGGACAACGAGAAGAUGUUGCUGAGGGGCUGUACUAUCAGGAACACAGAGUGGUGCUUUGGGCUCGUUAUUUAUGCUGGGCCAGACACAAAACUCAUGCAGAACAGCGGAAAAACAACUUUUAAGCGAACAAGCAUUGAUCGGCUCAUGAAUGUCCUUGUGUUGGUGAUCUUUGCAUUUUUAGCACUGAUGUGUCUCAUCCUAGCCAUUGGCAAUGGUAUCUGGGAGCAUGAUAAGGGCUACUACUUCCAGGUCUAUCUGCCCUGGGCAGAGGGCGUCAACUCUGCCUCCUACUCCGGCUUCCUCAUGUUCUGGUCAUACGUGAUCAUUCUAAACACAGUGGUACCUAUUUCACUCUAUGUCAGUGUGGAGAUUAUACGCUUGGGUAACAGUUUCUACAUCAACUGGGACCGUAAAAUGUAUUACCCGCUGAAUGACACGCCAGCUCAGGCUCGAACCACUACACUCAACGAAGAGCUGGGGCAGAUCAAGUACAUCUUCUCAGACAAAACAGGAACUCUCACCCAGAACAUCAUGUGUUUCAUCAAGUGCUCUAUCAAUGGCAAAUCCUAUGGUGAUGUGUAUGAUAUGUCUGGGCAAAGGAUAGAAAUAAAUGAGAACACCAAGAACGUUGAUUUCUCAUACAACCCAUUAGCCGACCCAAAGUUUGCCUUCUAUGACCACAGCCUGGUUGAAGCUGUGAAGCUGAAUGAUGUCCCGACGCACAGGUUCUUCCGGCUGCUCUCACUUUGCCACACGGUGAUGCCAGAGGAGAAGAAGGAAGGUAACUUGGUGUAUCAAGCACAAUCUCCUGACGAGGGAGCCCUAGUCACUGCUGCCAGAAACUUUGGAUUUGUUUUCCGGGCUCGCACACCAGAGACCAUCACUGUUGUGGAAAUGGGAGAAACAAAAAUCUACAAACUACUGGCUAUUCUUGAUUUCAACAAUGUUCGCAAACGAAUGUCUGUGAUUGUGCGGAGUCCAGAAGGUGACUUGACUUUGUACUGCAAGGGAGCUGAUACCAUUCUUUAUGAACUGCUUCAUCCAUCCUGCAAUUCUCUCAAAGAGGAGACCACAGAACACCUGAAUGAGUUUGCUGGAGAAGGCCUGAGGACACUCGUGGUGGCCUAUAAGAGCCUAGAGGAAGACUACUUUCAGGAUUGGAUCAGGCGUCACCAUGAAGCAAGCACUGCCUUGGAAGGACGGGAAGACAAACUGUCGGAGUUAUAUGAAGAGAUUGAAAAAGACCUAAUGCUGCUAGGUGCCACAGGCAUAGAGGACAAGCUACAAGAUGGUGUCCCACAGACAAUUGAGACUCUUGCCAAAGCCAACAUCAAGAUAUGGGUUCUCACUGGAGAUAAGCAAGAGACAGCAAUGAAUAUUGGUUACUCAUGCAACUUGCUGAAUGAUGACAUGGAAGAAGUUUUCAUUAUUGAAGGCAGCACAUCUGAUGACGUACUGAACGAGCUGAGGAGUGCAAGAAAAAAGAUGAAGCCAGACUCCUUUCUGGACAGUGAUGAAAUUAAUAUUCAGUUUGAAAAAUCUUCGAAAAAACAAAUAAUUAUACCUGAUGAGCAAGCAAAUGGGGUGUACGGUCUGGUUAUCACUGGCCACAGCCUGGCUUAUGCACUGGAAGGUAACCUGGAGCUGGAGCUGGUGAGAACUGCCUGCAUGUGCAAAGUGGUGAUCUGCUGCCGGGUGACUCCCCUGCAGAAGGCCCAGGUGGUGGAGCUGGUGAAGAAGUACAAGAAGGCUGUGACCCUGGCGAUCGGAGAUGGUGCCAACGAUGUCAGCAUGAUCAAAACUGCCCACAUCGGGGUCGGCAUCAGUGGCCAGGAGGGGAUGCAGGCAGUCCUGUCCAGCGACUUCUCUUUCGCACAGUUCCGCUACCUGCAGCGCCUGCUCCUGGUCCACGGACGGUGGUCCUACAUCCGCAUGUGCAAGUUCCUCAAGUACUUCUUCUAUAAGAAUUUUGCCUUCACCUUGGUGCAUUUCUGGUAUGGCUUCUUCUCUGGCUUCUCAGCGCAGACUGUCUAUGAUGAGUGGUUCAUUACACUUUACAACUUGGUAUACACCUCUCUCCCAGUGCUAGGAAUGAGUCUCUUUGAUCAGGAUGUGGAUGAUCACUGGAGCAUGCUGUUCCCUCAGCUAUAUGUGCCUGGCCAGCAAAACCUCUACUUUAACAAGGUGGUGUUUGUCAAAUGCAUGUUGCAAGGGAUCUACAGUUCCCUCAUCCUCUUCUUCAUCCCCUAUGGGGCCAUGUACAAUACAAUGCGGAGUGAUGGGAAGGCUGUUGCUGACUACCAGUCCUUUGCUCUGAUGGCCCAGACCUGCUUACUGAUCGUGGUGUCUGUACAGAUUGGCUUGGACACCUCUUACUGGACAGUUGUCAAUCAGUUCUUCAUCUGGGGAAGCCUUUCUGUUUAUUUUGCUAUCACCUUCACCAUGUACAGUGACGGCAUGUACCUGAUUUUCACAGCCUCCUUUCCCUUCAUUGGUACGGCUCGUAAUACCCUCAGCCAACCAAACGUGUGGCUGGCCAUCUUCCUCAGCAUCACCCUCUGUGUGCUGCCAGUGGUUGGCUUUCGAUUCCUGAAGGCUCAGUUAAAGCCAACUCCCAGCGACAAGGUCCUGCUGAAGAUCAAGGAAGCCAAAAAGCAGCCCCCUCCACCCUCACCCAAGCGACGCCUGCGCCGGACCAGCACCCGCCGCUCUGGUUACGCCUUCUCUCACCAGCACGGCUUUGGAGCACUCAUCAUGUCUGGGAGAAACAUGCGGCCAAAAUCACCUUUUGCCACAAUGGGAACAUUUUCACCAAACAGUGACAAAAAUAAACACAAAGGAUUGUAACAAAAGAAGAAAAAACAAAGGAGAUAAAAAAAAAGGAAAAUACUUCCCCCCCCUGCCCCGUCCCCCUUAAAAAUUAACAAAACAAACCAAAGGGCUGUCAGGAGAGGAGGCUGUGCUGCCUGCAAGGCACCGAGCCAGUGGCUGCCCAGAGCUCUGCCCUCCAGGCUGCCAAAUCAAGGACUUGGGGCUUUCCUUUCACCCACACGCACUCUCUGAUUCUAGUUUAUUUUCCAAAGAUGUGUGCUGCUGCUGGGGAAGGUGGGCUGGGUGAGUUGGAGCGUGGAGUUGCACGGUAUCCCAGAGGGCCUCCCUGGCACCAGAGAGAACGUAUUGGGAGGUAUCUCUGCUCCCUGAGAUUGUUCAUAACGCUAAUUUUUUUUUUUUCUCCCUCUAACUACAUACCUCAGAGCAAAGAGAAUUUCAGUCUGAGGAAAAGGUUGAAUUGGCGAUGUCUUUCUCAGUUACGUGCCUUCAUUUUUCUUCAUGAAUCCACUCUGGGCCGUAUUACUGGGGUGACAAUAUUGACCCCAGGUGUGCCUUAGGUCCAGCCACACAACCCACAAAUCCACAACCUUUGUAAAGUGUGAUUUUGUAGCCUUUUGACUGUGAUCCACUUUCUCAAGAGAUGGCCAGUACCCAAACACCACCCUCUUCCCACAUCUGCCAUCAGAAGUGCUGCAAGCUCAGGAAACCCUUAGUAGGUCAAGGGACCAGGAGCUGACAGUCAUCAACCUGCUCUGAUUUCUCUGGGUUGCAAAUCUGCUCUUGUAAAGGAUUAUUGUUCUCAGAACCCUCUCAAGUUUUGUAACUGGGCACCAGCCAUUUCAUUUAGACUUAAAAUAAAAGAUCAGAAGG
Molecule: messenger RNA, 4734 nt
Organism: Vidua chalybeata
Lineage: Eukaryota; Metazoa; Chordata; Aves; Passeriformes; Viduidae
Product: phospholipid-transporting ATPase ID-like
Exons: 30
Coding region: 292-3879 (1195 amino acids)
Biological process (GO): Golgi organization; phospholipid translocation
Cellular component (GO): plasma membrane
Molecular function (GO): ATP hydrolysis activity; ATPase-coupled intramembrane lipid carrier activity; magnesium ion binding
Source: RefSeq, a predicted model, not a curated record